AUACUGAAAUUUCUCCGGAACUUGUCAAAAUCCCUAACCUACACUACUUGUCAAAUGUUGGCUUCUUCUGUUCAUGAGUCCGGCGUUGAAAGUCGUCUCCUCUCCGGCAUCUCAAAUUUCUCUUCUCCAACGUCUCCUCUCCGGUGCUCAAAAUCUCAGCAAGCUCUCCAGAACUCGUCUUCGAAUCGUUAGUGCAUCGAACUGUUUGUCUUCAUAAUUUAAUUGACGACGUUCGACGGGAACUCGUCUUCUCUCUGGCAUCUCUCCUAUCCUGUGUUCGUCUUUGACUUUUUAUGAUUUUCCAUUUUUCAAUUUAUACUAGAGUUAUUUCGUUAUUGUCAAUAGAAGUUAUUUUGCUUGAGCUGUGUUGCUUCUCCUCCCCUGGAUUGAAAAAUAAGUAUAAUGAAAACAACUGGAGUGUUUACAUCUCAAACUUCCUCAAAUUAGUUGAUAAAAAACCUUUUUUUUUUCCGCUAGAGUGGUGUUGCUUCUCCUGUUGUAAUUCCUCAUUGUGUUUUUGCUUGGAAGGGAAUGGUUUGUGGCUGCUGGGUUGGCUUCUCCCAGCCUUGAGUUUUUCAGUGUCUAUAACAUUCUUUUUGUAGUGUGUUUGUUUUUGUAAGUUGCCUUUCUCUGUAUUUUUUUUGGCUUAGUGUUCCAUUUAUAGUGGCUUAUUUGAUGGACAAGAUAUUGCAGGUGAAUUUUGUCUAUAGCUUUUUGUUUUCCUUCCCAUUGUUAUUAACAACAGAAUCUUUGAUUUGAAUCCUAUGUGAUCAUAAUGUUUAAUUAUACGUGAUUGUCUUAAGUUUACUUGACUUGGGUAAUAUCAUUUCACUGGUUUGUGGCUUAAUCUGUGCGUAUACAUGAACCUCAAGUGCCAGUUUUUAAUGUCUCAUUCAUUUUAGGCUAGUGUUAGAGAAUGUUUGUCGAGUUCAUUGGAGGACGACCUUAUUCCAUCACUGUCUAUUGCUAGGAGUAAUAGGCUGGAGCUACUGUCAAAGCAAAUCUCUAAGAAAUAUUACAUUGAUUAUGUUAAAAUGGUGUAAUGGCUUAUAAAUGCAGAAGGCACAUGACUUACAAGCCUGCCAAUCGCAUCUAACCUUUGUGUAGGUUGGCAUUGUUCAUGCUAUCAAUAAGCUUCAUAGUGAUCUACCGGGUUUGAACUUAGCUGUAUCCCUUCAUGCACCAGUUGAAGAGUUUGUUGCCAGAUAAUGCCUGCAGCUCAAGCUUUUCCUCUGGAAAAACUUAUGAAUGCACUUCAUGUAUGACAAAAGAAUAGUCAGCAAAAAAUAUUUAUUGAGUACAUCAUGCUGGAUAAGGGGAAUGAUGAAGUGCCACAUGCUCACCAGCUUGGUGAACUGCUAGAGACAUCUCAAGUGGUAACAAUUGAUGUUGCAAGUCCAGAAGCAGUUGUGAUUAAAGAGCUUGUAGCCAAAGGAGAAACUGUGGAACCAGGUUUCAAAAUUGCUAUCAUUUCAAAGUCUGGUGAAGGUGUAGCUCAUGUUGCUCCCUUGGAGAAAAUACCAGAGUGGGCUACUCGUAAGCCAUCUCUUGCUGAAAAGAUAAAGAGGAGAAGUCGGAACCGAGCGGUUCCUCAAAAAUGGAACCAGAACCUACCCAGGGUAGGCCAGUUCUGGGUAAGAACUAGAACCGAAGGGUGGGUACCCAUCGGUUCUGGUUCUGGAUCGAUUUUUUUGCUCACCCCUACUUAUAUCUAUUUCUUAAAUACUGACCAUUGUAUUCCCUUUUAUGAGUUUAUCUACUUUUCAAGAAUCAGGGAUAAAAUGUUCAAUUUCUUGUGAAUUCAACUGAAAUGCGUAUGGAAGGGGUAGAAACAUGUAAAAUAAUAUAUAAAUUUAAUAAAAUAUUAUAUGCAUCGA
Messenger RNA from Mangifera indica (mango), 1877 nucleotides. RefSeq names its product dihydrolipoyllysine-residue succinyltransferase component of 2-oxoglutarate dehydrogenase complex 2, mitochondrial-like. The coding region runs from base 1305 to 1799 and encodes 164 amino acids. The record is from RefSeq and is a predicted model, not a curated record. Lineage: Eukaryota; Viridiplantae; Streptophyta; Magnoliopsida; Sapindales; Anacardiaceae. The transcript has 4 exons.